Molecule: messenger RNA, 2205 nt
Organism: Petromyzon marinus (sea lamprey)
Lineage: Eukaryota; Metazoa; Chordata; Hyperoartia; Petromyzontiformes; Petromyzontidae
Gene: MPDU1
Product: mannose-P-dolichol utilization defect 1
Biological process (GO): oligosaccharide biosynthetic process
Source: RefSeq, a predicted model, not a curated record
GCCCGCGGGCGCGUCGCGUUGGGUGUGAGCGAGACAGAGGCUUGCGCAUGCGCCGUGGGGUUGGAGGGAGGCGGAAAGUGUCCGGGCCGCCAUGGAGAGCCUCGCCACGUUGAGCGCGGCGAUCCUCACGCCGCGAUGCCACGAGCAGCUGUUCGUGCGACUGAAUCUACUCGACGUGCCCUGCCUCAAGAUCCUCAUCAGCAAAUGUCUGGGCAUGGGCAUCAUCGCCGGCUCCGUCAUGGUGAAGCUGCCGCAGAUCAUGAAGGUGACGCGGGCGCGUAGCGCGGCCGGGCUCAGCUUCCCGGCGGUGCUCACCGAGCUGUUCGCCAUCUCGGGCACCAUGGCCUACAGCAUCGCCAACGGCUUUCCCUUCAGUGCGUGGGGGGAGGCGCUCUUCCUCAUGCUGCAGACCGUCUCCAUCGGAUUCCUCAUCCAGCACUACGGGGGACGGACUGGCAGGGGAUUGGCGUUCGUGGCCGUGUACGCCGCCGCGCUGCAGCUGCUGCUGUCGUCGCUGACGCCGCCGUCCUUCGUCACCUUAAUGCAGGCGCUCAACAUGCCGGCCAUCAUCUUCAGCAAGCUGCUGCAGGUGGCCACCAACUACAGGAACGGCCACACAGGGCAGCUGUCGGCCAUCACCGUGUUCCUGCUGCUGGGCGGCUCCCUUGCCCGCAUCUUCACCUCCUUGCAGGAGACGGGCGACCGCCUGCUGGUGGUCACGUACAUCGUGGCCUCCCUGUGCAACGGCACGCUGGCCGCCCAGCUCCUCUACUACUGGAACGCGGGGCCUGGCGGCGCGGUGACCCCCGCCAAGAAGCGGCACUAGCUGCCGCCAAUCCCCGACAGCUUCCCCUCCACAGCCCCAACCCUCAACCCUCAGCCGUGUUGUGUGGGAAACGUGUUUUGGGGCAGGUGGGGCUGUUUGGCAGGUGAUUGAAGGGUUUUAAUCCGUAUUGAAUGUGACGAGGUGCGAGGCGGCGGUGCCUGCUGGGGGUGGGGUGCGGCUCUCUUGCGACCCGGCGCUGCGGCAAUUGGUUGGGAGGGGGGGGGGUAGCGAGGGCGCGAGUCUCCGUCCAGGUGAGGUGAUACGGCGCGUCACCCCGCGGAAUCCUGCCUAAACUCAAACUAGACUAUGAACUGUUUUUUAUAAGGCCCACUGAGCUGUGUAGCUCCUGGCCGCGGGCGAUUGCCCCACGAAGUGGCUUAUCGUCAUCGGGUGGAAAUUUCUAGCGGAUAAAAUACUCUGAAAUGCACGGCCUUGAUUCUAAAUCUGGGAUGAAAAACCGGAGGAUGCGGAGGAAAAUUCACGCGGCCACGGGGAGAGAGAGACAUGCAAACUCCAAAUAUACAGGUGUCAAAGUUGGAAACGAACCCAACGACCUCCUGUAUACCAGGCGAGAGAGAUAACAUCUCGCCACUGUGGCACAAGCCUGGAUUAGGCCACUACGCAACGAUCUGACCACAUUUGUGUGCUUAAGAACCCUCCACCACCGGCCACGGCCAAGCAAAUUAAAUUUCCACGCGGCGUACGAGCGUUUAAACGAUGUGCCGGUUAUUUUUUUUAAUUUCUUCGGCUCGCUCACCUUGGGCGAGUCGAUGGGGAAUUCCCGCGAGCAAAUCUAACGGCGAUUAAGACGCGGCGACGUUUCGCUUGAAACCGCGUCGGGGGUCCCAUCCGGACAGGAUCGAGGCAGUCGGAAUAAAAAUCCAGGAAGCACCAUCGGAACAUCGCUGCACGUGGCCAGGAGGGGCACUCAACGACGUGAGUGUACGUCAGUUUUUUCUUCCGAUUGCGUUUCGAUGACGUACACGAGCCGGCAUGGAAUCGGAAGGAAAACUAAAAUAAAGUAACUUUAUUGGUUCCGAGGAUCCCACAAGGCCACGCGGGAGGCCAGUGUGGCACGGCUUGGCGCCAGCCAUCGUAGAGUGAGGCGGCCGUGUCGCUACGGUUCUCUGCGGCGAGUACCAACAACGUCUUUACAGGCAGUGGCGCUACUACACCGCUCUGUAUAAAAUGAAGGCCGAGCCGCUUGCGCGUUGCGAGGUUCAGCGGUGAACGGGACACCCACCCUGCGGCUUGCAGGUGCCUCGGAAUGGGAGAGGGGUAACUGUAACGUAUGCAGUUGUCUUUGGCGGUUUGGAAGGGAAGCGGUGAGUGGAAGCUCAGAUGUACACAAUUUCGGUGGAAUAAAAUGACAUUGUUUA